Messenger RNA from Triticum turgidum subsp. durum (durum wheat), 495 nucleotides. NCBI's taxonomy places the organism in Eukaryota, Viridiplantae, Streptophyta, Magnoliopsida, Poales, Poaceae. The record is from the annotation of a GenBank genome assembly.
AUGAGGCGGCGUUGGCAAGCUCUCUCCUUCUGUCUUGUCAUCCUCCUCUUCACCCUUGUCUCGUCCAGCGCUUCCACUCUACAAGACACUUGCAAGACCGUCGCCGUAAAUAACAAGGACAUCGGCUAUGACUAUUGCAUCAAGUUUUUCCAGGCCAACAACGCCAGCGCCACCGCCGACAAGCGCGGCCUCGGCGACAUCGCCACCGAGAUUAGCCGCGCAGCAGCCUUGGACAUCGGCAAGCGCAUCGACACCCUCAUGGCUUCGGAGAAGGACAAGACGGUCCAUGGGCGCCUCUCCGACUGCCGCGUGCUGUACUCAGCCGCGGUCAACAUGCUCAAGUCGGCGGCAAACCUCAAUGCCGUGAUAUCGGGCACCGACACCUGUGAGCAAGGGUUCCGCGUGCUAGGCGUUACUUCACAACUAGCCGCCGAUGACGCCGAUUUCAUUAAGGACUGCUCCAUUGCUCUCAUUAUAACGAGCUCGUUGUUGUAG